Messenger RNA from Cadophora gregata, 3564 nucleotides. RefSeq names its product Diphthamide biosynthesis protein 3 (gene DPH3). Bases 102 to 359 code for a protein of 85 amino acids. The record is from RefSeq and is a predicted model, not a curated record. The transcript is spliced from 2 exons. NCBI's taxonomy places the organism in Eukaryota, Fungi, Ascomycota, Leotiomycetes, Helotiales, Ploettnerulaceae. Gene Ontology annotation, biological process: protein histidyl modification to diphthamide. Gene Ontology annotation, molecular function: metal ion binding.
UCCAUCUCACGCAACAACACCGCAUCCUCCCUGCACGACAGCCAUCCAUCUGCACCUCUCCGCACCUCUCAGUACGCAGCCGCUCUACUUGGCACCUCAAUAUGGCCGAGAACAUCUACGACGAGAUUGAAAUCGAGGACAUGACGUACGAUCCAGCCUUGGAGAUCUACCAUUACCCUUGUCCGUGUGGUGACAGGUUCGAAAUUGCCAUCGCGGAUUUAAGGGACAACGAGGAUAUCGCAGUAUGCCCGAGCUGUAGUUUGAUGAUCAAGGUUAUCUUUGAAGUGGAUGAUCUUCCAAAGCCAGAAGAAGAUACAACUACGGCCGAAGAGACAACGCAAGUUCCUGUUACGGCCUGAUUCAGCACCGAGCACCGGCGGAAGCAAUCGUCUACCGCCCUGGCACACCGACCCAUUCCACCAGAAGACGAGUCGUAUUUCCGGGAAUAUGAAGGGGCACAUUUCCGCCUUGCAGAUAAUCUACAAGGACCCUUGAAUGAAGUUGCAGCCCUGCAGACGUGAAGAAAUCAAGCACCGGCAGGCUGGCGCCUAAAGACCGCCAUCGAUAAGCUCCCGAGACAAAUAGAAAAGUAGUGUCGAGCAAGUGGCGCAAUCUUCCGCGAAUAGGAGGCGAGGCGCUUCUGGCGUAAAGGUCAUAAAUCCUGAUUAUGUAGAAGCUGCAGCAAACCGGAAAUGUAGCCGCGACGGCUGAAAAACCAACACCAACUCGCGCGAAACGGCAACGGCAACGGCAAACUAUACCUGUCUCGAGAUGUUCUUGGGCAAUGUUUUCCGAAGUACCUCGCGGAAUACAGUCAAUCUACACGGAUUCGUUGUCAGUUUUCUCAGCAACAAUUUGCAUGAGCUUCUGUGAGAUUCCGAUGUACUACCACACAUACUUUCUUCAAGUGUUUGUGUGAUAUGUCAGCUACAUUGUUGCGUGCCAAUUUUUAACACAAGAUCGUCACUUCCAGAGUUACAUUUCCUUGCUCGACUCUGCAUAUUCGUUCUCACAUAAGCCGCGCUUCAUCCUGCAUGCCGCGCUUUUAUCUGAACGCCUUGAUAGCGCAUAGCGCAUAGCUCGUGUCUCUUGUCAAAUUGUGAUCACAAGGAAUGGUGUGCACCAUAGAGAUCCUGAAUUGCACGCCCCUCAUCCAAACUUCUCGCGCAAGAACCGCCAAAGGCAGUCUGUGGUACCCGACAAAGCUGGGGUACGAUGCACGCAUCGUAUUGAGAUCCUAUCACAUCUCAUAUAUUGGCGCGGGCCAACAAACCCCACCACUUCAUAUGCAAGCCAGAGGCAGGGUUGUGUAACCGGUUUACAUCCAAACUAUCGGGGCUCGCUUGUCGUACAUAGUAACCAAUCAUUGAAUCGCCAAAUCUACAUUAGGCAAUUAAGAAGAGCCGACAUUGAGUUUCGACUGGGCUGCAACCGAGUGCGGUUCCACCUGCAUGCUUAGUUCUUUCACAACUUCCAUAUUCUCUCUCGAUAGCUUCGGAGACUUUUUGGAAGAGAAAGGCGUUCAUGCGCAUGCAAACCAGACUUGGCAGCGCGGCAAGGGGGAAGACUUUACUGGAUAGUGAACAGGACGGCGGAUUUACACGGUCAAAUUUGAUUCCGGAAUUUGCACUUCCCAAAGACUGAGCAUUAGAGGAACAGAACAAAAGGACCCUACUUUCGACUGCAGACGCAUCAUUCCAAGGCAUGCUUUAAGACUGGCAAACAGACCGCCAUCUGGGGUAACACAAGCAUUGUGGAAACAAGUCCUCAUACCGAGGUCGAGCGAUCUCUGAUACCAUCUUCAUAGGCGGAACAAGGAUGAAGAUCCAGACCGAGAACAUUUCUGGAAGCCGAAGCGAAUUAAACGAGACUCAUCAGCCUUACAGUCUCAUGUCUGAAAUAUAGCCAAGUGGUCAGACCGGUAGAUGUUAAGCCGAAAUGAGCUGACUGCAGUCCAAUCACUGCUGAUGUUUCGGUACCCCUACCAUCAUCAGCUUAUUCAGACAAGCAAGGAGAAGUGCAGUCUUGGCAUCUCGUCUCGAAGGCUGAAAGGAAACGAGGCUGUCUUCGAUCAUGCGGGGAGACACGACAAAUGAAAGUUUUCCAUGGACACAUUUGCGGUUGUUGUACCGAGUGCGAAGCAUCUGCUUACCUAACUUUCCUAUUCUUGAAAACGAGCUGAAUUUGGGGAUGCUUGGGCCAUGAGGAAUCCCAAAACAGUUCAAGUACAGGCAAGCUGUACGAUGGAGCCAGUAGAUUGCGUGCCAGCCAUAAGACUUGGUCAGCAAGCGGGAGCCGAGAUGUAAAGGUUGCAUUAGGCACAUCAAAAAGUUGGAACCAGGAUACGUCAGAUCUACAGAAGUUUGGGUCGAGAUUCGACUUCUAUUCAGCAGGCUUGGUAGUCUGGACAUAUUCUUACCAGACCGCUCCAUGGAACUCAGAGGAAGUGGAAGUGGGAUGAUCAAGGACUUGGACAAGGUACGAGCAAAUCUCGCACUUUCCGUCUGUAUGGAAAUAAACAACGCUCGCUAGAUGCAACUUGGGAUGUAAGCCCGAGGCCGAACCCUAAAGACCGGGCCCGAAAACCGUCAACCUGCAUCCGCUCGUGCAGCGGGAGGCUGCCGGAUGUGGGCCACAAUGGUCUCGCCGAUCGGGAACCUUGUUCACCUCCUGACCUUGCGCUAGGGAACGAGAAGCGAAGCCGAGAUGCACGUGGAGUCAAACUGGAGGAGACGCGAAUUGAGAGCAACCUAGCCAUCCUAGGUAAUGGUGGAAACGAGAAGCCUAUUUGGAUCUCAGGAUUUGGAAAAUACCAAGGCUUGUCCAAGGUCUUCAUUCAAGUGGAAUCUUACCCUUUGAACUCGUGCAAAAAGGAAGAAAUAUGGCGACAGAUUCAGCAGCAACUGGCCCAGACCUGAGGUUUAAGCACAAGUGGAAUGAGAGACAACAGCUGAAAGCCUUCGUCAGUUCAAGAUAUCCAGACACCGGACCACAAAAGAGUCUUCACAUACUUUUGUUUUCAGCUCAUAGGUAAGUUUUCAGGAAAUGGACUAUUCUCAAGAGUCAGAUAUACAGUCGUCUUCGGCCCAGUUCGUCUGUGACCUCAACUUCAGAUGGGCCAUGAAAUUCGGGUCGUGUACUUUUCACCUCCGAACGUCAUCUUCAUUUCGUGAUACACUCGCAAGUCGCAUAUCAUCCUGGGCUUCGAGGUAAAUAUCUUGAACUUACAGUCAUCUGGACCGUAUUCAGACUCCAUUCAUCAAGCUUUUAAAUACCACCUUUGAUUGACCCGAUCUCCAUGGCCAAUCAACUUUGGAUUCUUGGGGAAAGCAGAUGUACCAGAAAGCAAAACAUGUGAGCUUCCUCUUUUUAGAGACAUCAUCCGACUUCAGAUGACCAGCCAAGAUUAAUGUAGAGGUAAGUUAAAGUCCUCAAAACUGCAUGAUGAACGUACACACGGAUUCUUACAUCUUCAUGACCUGGGAGCAUACAGCAGCAUGAUUCACAGUCAGGUCACGUACAGCAGCAGCAUAUCAUAAUGCACAUGCGGAAGAAAUGUAAAGU